Molecule: messenger RNA, 414 nt
Organism: Ordospora colligata OC4
Lineage: Eukaryota; Fungi; Microsporidia; Ordosporidae
Exons: 1
Coding region: 1-414 (137 amino acids)
Source: RefSeq, a predicted model, not a curated record
AUGAUUGAUUCACAUACGCAUUUAUCAGAUAAGAUAUACAAUAUGGUAGCUAACGAAGAUGAAAUGACAAUUGAAGAACUAGAGUGGUUUAUUCACACGGUGUUCAUCAAUGUAACGAACGAUCAGAUUGCACAUAUUACACAAAACUUCUCAAAAACAAUAACAAGGACUGAAUUCAAUACCAUUCUUUUGUCGCUUGCUAACAAAAAGCCAACAACAACUGAUGUCUUCAACAUAUGGAACAAAUCAAACAAACACAAGCUUGAUGCAGAAGACAUCCGCAAUGUGUUCAAAAAUAUUGGAAUUACACCCAGGACUGAGUACAUACAAGCAAUUAUGAAGAUAUUUCCAGAAUCAGACAUGACCAUUGAUACACUCAAACAAAUGCUCAUUCAGGCUCAACCUACUGAAUAG